UAUCUCUGGAUACAAUGGGCAAACCAUUGGCAGGGAAGAGGAAAGAGCAGCGUCUUUCAUCAGAGUUUAGAUCAAUCGCGAAGCGCAACGCUAGGCCAGGCGACGACAUGGGCCGUUGGUUGAAGCCAGAUGUUUACCCGCUGAUCGGCGCGAUGUCGCUGGUGACGGGGAUGUGCGUCUUCCAGCUCACCCGGAACGUCUUCCUCAACCCAGACGUCAGGGUGAGCAAGAGCAACCGGCAGAGCGCGGUGCUGGAGAACGCGGAGGAGGGCGAGAGGUACAGCCAGCACGCCUUCCGCCGCUUCGUCAGCGCGCACCGCCCGGAGGUCUUCCCUGCCAUCAACCGCUUCUUCUCAGGGUUCAGCGCCAAGUGAUGAUGGGUUCCAUCGAACCGGCCGGCCGGGUGCAGUGCUUCUGUGUGUACGUGUGUCGCGUGUGGAUAUGUUAGUGAUUGUGUCAUUAGCGUGGAGGCGUCCCAUGGAUAUGUACCAGACAUGCCUCAAGUGAAUAAAUGGUUUGGGCAAAUA
This is a messenger RNA of Aegilops tauschii subsp. strangulata, 527 nucleotides long. RefSeq lists its product as uncharacterized. The record is from RefSeq and is a predicted model, not a curated record. Lineage: Eukaryota; Viridiplantae; Streptophyta; Magnoliopsida; Poales; Poaceae.